ACUUCCGGGUUUCUUAAUACUGCAAGGAGAACGCGAGUAGAUUAGGGUUUCUGUUGAGGGGCUUGAGAUCUCGUUUUGUCCUCCAUUCCCGAAGCCGACAUAGAGUUGAUAUCCGGGACGAGGAAAAGCUGCAGUGUCCCGAGAAGCUGCCUCUCAAGAGUGCUGUCAUUUUCGCAGGCCGGGCCAUAAAGGUGAGCUAGACUAUCUUCCAGAGUCUGAGACUCAGAGCCCCUUCCUCCCCGCAGGCUUUUAUCCUCGCCAUGGCUGAACUGAUCCAAAAGAAGCUGCAGGGAGAAGUGGAGAAAUAUCAACAGUUACAGAAAGAUUUGAGUAAAUCCAUGUCCGGGAGGCAGAAGCUUGAGGCACAACUAACGGAAAAUAAUAUCGUGAAGGAGGAACUGGCCCUGCUGGAUGGGUCCAACGUGGUCUUUAAACUUCUGGGUCCCGUGCUGGUCAAACAGGAGCUGGGGGAGGCUCGGGCCACGGUGGGGAAGAGGCUGGACUACAUCACAGCCGAAAUUAAGCGGUACGAAUCCCAGCUCCGGGACCUGGAGCGGCAGUCAGAGCAGCAGAGGGAGACCCUUGCACAGCUACAGCAGGAGUUCCGGCGGGCCCAGGCCGCCAAGGCAGGGACUCCGGGGGAGGCCUGACCCCCAUGGUGGGGGGCGGGGCGGGGCGGGGCAGCAGUGAGGCCGCUGGAGGGUCUGUACUGUAGGAGGUAAUAAAAUGUAAACAUGUCUGGC
Chinchilla lanigera (long-tailed chinchilla) is the source of this 743-nucleotide messenger RNA. RefSeq names its product prefoldin subunit 6 (gene Pfdn6). The coding region runs from base 261 to 650 and encodes 129 amino acids. Gene Ontology annotation, biological process: protein folding; chaperone-mediated protein complex assembly. The record is from RefSeq and is a predicted model, not a curated record. Lineage: Eukaryota; Metazoa; Chordata; Mammalia; Rodentia; Chinchillidae. The transcript is spliced from 4 exons. Gene Ontology annotation, cellular component: cytoplasm; prefoldin complex. Gene Ontology annotation, molecular function: protein-folding chaperone binding.